Molecule: messenger RNA, 2525 nt
Organism: Anopheles funestus (African malaria mosquito)
Lineage: Eukaryota; Metazoa; Arthropoda; Insecta; Diptera; Culicidae
Gene: Rcc1
Product: regulator of chromosome condensation
Exons: 5
Coding region: 229-1785 (518 amino acids)
Cellular component (GO): cytoplasm
Molecular function (GO): guanyl-nucleotide exchange factor activity
Source: RefSeq, a predicted model, not a curated record
GUGACUGCAUACCAGCACCAAGCUGGUACUUGGUAUGUUUCAUCCUUUUCCUGCGUCGUAGGUAGCAGAACGGACGAACAAUUUUGCACCGUGUACCUGGAGAUGCACAAAAGCAGUGUGGCAAUCGGGAAAAUUGUUACAUUCGUUUCGUUCUUCACUGGUAACGGUGUCCUUUCGCCGAAAGGGUCUAUUGCAGUUACGGACGAAGAGUGAAACCGCCGCGUAACGAUGGGACGUGGUCGACCAAGAAAAGAAACACCGGCCGAAGGCGAAGGCCCGGCAGCGAAAGUCCAUCGUACCAGAAAGCUUGAAAUCCCGUUGGCAACGUUACCGAAGCUAUCGGGUAAUGUGCUAGCCUGUGGUCAGGGUGAGAUGGGUCAGCUGGGCAUGGGCGAAGACAUUAUGGAGAAGACGCGGCCCGCCAUCGUUGAGGGCCUUUCGGAUGUGGUGCAAAUAUCGGCCGGCGGUAUGCACAAUCUGUGCCUCACGCGGCAUGGCACGGUGUAUUCGUUUGGUUGCAACGAUGAAGGUGCACUCGGCCGGGACACGUCCCAAGAGGGAUCCGAGUUUGAACCCAAGCUGAUCGAACUUCCAGGAUCGUGCGUGAAAAUUUCGGCCGGCGAUUCGCAUUCCGCCUGCCUGCUAAACGAUGGUCGCGCAUAUGCCUGGGGCUCAUUCCGGGAUUCGCACGGAAACAUGGGACUUACGCUCGAAGGCAACAAACGGUUACCGAUCGAAGUGUUACCGGGUAACCGGUGGGUGGAUAUCGCAUCCGGUUGUGACCAUCUGGUGCUGCUGUCCGAGCUGGGCCACAUCUACACGGUGGGUUGUGCGGAGCAGGGUCAACUUGGUCGUGUAUCGAUCCGCGCCGCAUCAGGUGAAUCUCGACGCGGCAAAACAGAGCUUUUACAGCCGGGUAUAGUGACACGGCGCGGCAAAAUGAUUGUGGCCGACGCUGUUUGGGCCACCACGUACUGCACGUUCUACAAAGAUCAUCAAACCGAACGCGUAUUCGCCUUCGGAUUGAAUAACUAUUGCCAGCUCGGUAUACCGAAUCCAAGCGAGCACGUCGUCAAACCGGUGUUCGUACCGGAACCGACGAGUUUCAGCGAGGUGUUACAGAUUGCCGGCGGACAACAUCACACAUUGGUAUUAAAAACGGACCACAAGGUGUACGCCAUCGGACGGAAGGAGUACGGACGCCUCGGGCUAGGAAGCAACGUCACAGACGACGCCAAAACGCUGCAACCGGUAGAUUUUUUCGCCGACAAGAAGGUGGUCAGUGUGUGCUGCGGUGAAAGCACCUCGUUCGCCGUCACUGACAAGGGCGAACUGUAUGCCUGGGGUAUGGGUUCAAGCCUGCAGCUCGGCACGGGGUCGGAAUCGGACGAAUCCAAACCAGUGCUUAUCACCAGCAAGCAGGUGGCGGGUAAAGUGGUCCUGAAGGCGUCCAGCGGCGGACAACACAGUUUGUUCCUCGUGCAGGAACCACCGAGCGUAAAGGACAAAAUGUCACCGAAAGCUGCCGCCGUGAACAAGAAGACUAAAACGGAUGCUUUGGGUACGGAACCGGCAAAUGGUGUAGCGAAACAUUCCGAAGCCAGUAAUGGUGAUGAAGCGGCAACGACGAGUACGGUUCCCGAACCAACAACGAAUGGUGUAAAUACGGAUGUUCCGGCGGAUGAUGCGAGUACUGGAAAGGGAAAAGCAACAGCUCCAGCGAAAACAACAGCCGGCAGUAGCAGCAGCAGUGGUGGUGGUAGUAGAAAACGGAAAAUCCAAUGAGCACGGAACGGCUCGUUGCUUUUGGUAGGAAACUUAACAUAAUUCGUAAGCUACUUCUCCUAAGUAGCCAGUGGUAAUAGGACAUUAGGUAGCGCCGAUAAGAAAACAUCAUUGAAGUUCUUUGUGUGCCGUGUUAUAUUUAUCUGAAAUGAUGUUUUAGCUAGGAAGUUGUAGUUUCGUCAUAGUAUCUCUGUUUUUUCUUUCUUUUUCGUUCUCUUUGUUUAUUAAACCCACCAGGCGAUAGUGUCGUGUUUGUGCUUUUUUGUUUGUUUAUUAGCCAUUUAUUCUUUCCUUGCUACCGGAGAUUUCGUGUAUCGAUUUAAUAUCGAUAACAGCAGGAACACUAGGUAAGAGUUUUCAUGACUGCAGCCUGGCCCUUGUGCUUAUUUCUCAGCCCUACGAAACACACAGCUCAGUUCAGUGAAUCGCACGAUCUUUUUGUUUGUUUUACUCCAUGGGAGUGGUACCGUAGUGUAUUGUAUUAGGAAGUUCCUGCAAGCCCAGUUAAUUGGUGGUGACAAUAGCUUAUUUUAAAUGGCAAAAGACACGAAAACGCACGAGUAUUGAAAAAACGUGCCACUAGCCGUUAGCACAGUUAGGUAGGUUUUUAAGCAAUCUUGUUGAUAAGUAGAACUUAUUUUUUUCAAUUUUGUUCUGUGAAGAAAAAGUUGCUGUAAUAUGAAAUCGACUGAGCAAAGAUGCGAAUAAAAUAACAUGAUAAAUGAUUUUGAUAUAAAAUA